GAGGAAGAGAGGAGCAGGGGGAAGGGUAACAUGCAGGCUGGAGAGGGAGAGAGCGAGUGGGUGAUUUGCAGAAAACACAAAGGGAGAGGCGUUGGAGGCAGACACAAAUUUACUGAGAGAGGGGGGAAGAGGUCAAGGUGGAGGCACCUCACAGACACAGAGAGAGUCUGAUAGUGAGGGAGCAGGAGGAGAUGAGAACAAAGACUGGCAGGAAAUCAAGGAAACACAGGCAGGGCAAGAUGACUCAAAACACAGCGGAGGCUGGGUAGACAGCACGCAAAUGAAUGUUGACACUCAAGUCAUGAAACAAACAGAGAAAGAAAGUAAUGAAGGUAAGGAGAUAGAGGAUGACGAAUACUUUGAAGAGCAGACAGGUGUCUCUCCUGUUGGACGUUCUCGUAGAGCUGCUAAUAGACACCCACAUUUCCCUCAGUAUAACUACCAGGUUCAGGUGGCAGAAAAUCAGCCUCCUGGUACAUCAGUUAUAUCAAUGUUAGCAGAGGACCCAGAUGCCGGAGAGGCAGGCAGACUCAGCUACAGCAUGGCCCCCUUAAUGAACAGCAGAUCCAUGGAUUACUUCCAUAUCGACCCAAUAACCGGCUUAAUCACAACCACACAUAUACUGGACAGAGAACACAUGGACUUGCAUUACUUCAGAGUGACAGCUACAGAUCAUGGCUCGCCACGUCUAUCUGGAACAACAAUGGUGGCUAUCACUGUUUCUGACCGAAACGAUCACUCCCCGAUUUUUGAACAAACUGAGUAUCGCGAAACGAUUCGAGAAAAUGUAGAAGAAGGAUAUCCAAUCUUGCAGCUGCGUGCAACUGAUCUUGACUCCCCAUCAAAUGCUAACAUCCGUUACCGGUUUGUUGGAGACAGUGUGGCUGCUGCACGCUCUGCCUUUGAAAUUGAUCCACGAUCAGGCCUGAUCACCACUCGAGGUAUUGUUGACAGAGAGGUGAAUGAACGCUACACCCUACAGGUGGAGGCGAGCGAUCAAGGACGGGAGCCAGGCCCACGGUCAGCCACUGUUAACGUUCACAUAACCGUUUUAGAUGAGAAUGAUAAUGUUCCGCAGUUCAGCCAGAAGCGCUAUGUGGUGGCAGUUCGAGAGGACGUGCGACCACAUUCAGAAAUCCUGCGCGUCAGUGCUUCUGAUGAGGAUAAAGAUGGAAAUGCUGCCGUGCACUACAAUAUCAUCAGUGGGAACAGCCGAGGGCAGUUUGCUAUUGAUAGCGUUACUGGAGAAAUUCAGGUGGUGGCACCACUGGACUACGAGACCGAACGGGAGUACACCUUACGACUGCGUGCUCAAGAUAAUGGCCGCCCACCUCUUUCUAACAACACGGGAAUAGUGAGUGUCCAAGUCACUGAUGUCAAUGACAAUCCACCAAUCUUUGUAUCUACACCAUUCCAGGCAACAGUACUUGAAAGUGCCCCUAUUGGCCACUCCAUACUGCACAUACAGGCCAUUGACACUGACAGUGGUGAUAACGCACGUCUGGAGUACAGGUUAACAGGAACUGGUACAGACACACCUUUUGUCAUUAACGCUGCUACUGGCUGGGUCACAGUGAGUUCAGAGCUUGACCGAGAGUCAGUGGAGCACUAUUUCUUUGGUGUUGAGGCCAGGGAUUAUGGUGCCCCACCUCUAUCUGCCACUGCAAGUGUUACUAUUACUGUGAUGGAUGUCAACGAUAACCGUCCAGAGUUCCUGCAGAAGGAGUACUUUGUUCGACUGAAUGAGGAUGCUGCAGUUGGAACGAGUGUUGUUAGCGUAACAGCAGUUGACCGUGAUGUGAACAGUGCUGUCACCUACCAGAUCACAGGCGGUAACACACGCAACCGUUUCGCAAUCAGCACAGCUGGUGGGUCUGGGCUUCUCUCCCUGGCACUGCCACUUGACUACAAACAAGAGCGACGCUACGUGCUAACGGUCACUGCCUCUGAUAGAACCCUUCAUGAUACCUGCCAGGUGCACGUGAACAUCACAGAUGCUAACACACACCGGCCUGUGUUCCAAAGCGCUCAUUAUUCUAUAAGUGUAAAUGAGGACAGGCCUCCCGGCAGCACCGUGGUGGUGAUCAGCGCUUCCGACGAGGAUGUAGGAGAGAAUGCGCGCAUCACAUACUUCCUGGAGGACAAUAUUCCGCAGUUCCGCAUUGAUCCCGCAACAGGCGCCAUCACACUCCAGGCUGAGCUGGACUAUGAGGACCAGAUGACGUACACUCUCGCCAUCACAGCUCGCGACAAUGGAAUUCCGCAGAAAUCUGACACAACCUAUGUGGAGGUCAACGUAAAUGACGUGAAUGACAAUGCCCCACAGUUCCUCAGUCCACGCUAUCAAGGUGGAGUCAGUGAAGAUGCCCCACCCUUCACCAGUGUUCUACAAAUCUCUGCCACUGAUCGUGACGCUCAUGCUAAUGGACGUGUGCAGUACACCUUCCAGAAUGGCGAGGAUGGAGAUGGUGAUUUCACAAUUGAGCCUACUUCUGGAAUAGUCCGCACAGUGCGUCGCCUGGACCGAGAAAGUGUUCCAUUCUAUGAGCUAACAGCGUUCGCUGUGGAUCGUGGUGUUCCACCUCAGCGCACGCCCGUGCACAUCCAGGUCAGCGUGAUGGACGUUAAUGACAAUGCUCCCGUGUUCCCUGCCGAUGACUUUGAGGUUCAAGUGAAAGAGAACAGUGCUGUUGGCUCUGUCGUCGCACAGAUCACUGCGACAGAUCCAGAUGAAGGCCCUAACGCUCAGAUCAUGUACCAAAUUGUGGAGGGUAACAUUCCUGAAAUCUUCCAAAUGGACAUCUUUUCUGGAGAGCUUACAUCUCUAAUCGACCUGGACUACGAGACACGCAAUGAGUAUGUUAUUGUGGUACAGGCCACGUCGGCGCCUCUCGUAAGCCGAGCCACAGUGCGAAUCCGGCUCGUUGAUCAAAAUGACAACAGGCCUGAGAUGCAGGACUUCCAGAUCAUUUUCAAUAACUUUGUGUCAAACCGUUCCAAUACAUUCCCAAGUGGAGUCAUUGGGCGUGUUCCAGCCCAUGACCCGGAUGUAACAGACCGUCUCUACUUCACCAUUGACCGAGGCAAUGAUCUUCACCUGCUGCUGCUGAAUCACACCAGCGGAGAGAUCCGACUCAGCCGCAAACUGGACAACAACCGCCCGCUGGUGGCCCCUAUGCUCAUCACUGUCACUGAUGGAGUUCACAGCAUCAGUGCGCAGUGUGUGUUGAGAGUGUUGAUCAUCACUGAGGACAUGCUGAGCAGCAGUGUGACCGUCCGGCUCCAGAACAUGUCCCAGGAGCACUUCCUGUCCCCGCUGCUCUCUCACUUCCUGGAGGGCGUGUCCUCGGUGCUAUCGGUUGCCCCUGACGACGUGUUUGUUUUUAACAUUCAGCCGGAUGCGGAGGCAGAGCGCGUGUUGAAUGUCAGUUUUUCGGCAGCGCUCCCGGGAGGACACUUCUUUCCCUCAGAGGCUUUGGAGGAGCAGCUCUACCUCAACAGACCCAGACUAAACAUGCUCGCUCAGAUGCAGGUGCUGCCGUUUGACGAUAACGUGUGUUUGCGCGAGCCUUGUCAGAACUACAUGAAGUGCAUCAGCGUCCUGCGCUUCAACAGCUCCGCCCCUUUUAUCUCCUCCCCCUCCAUGCUCUUCCGGCCGAUCCACCCAAUCGCGGGCCUGCGCUGCCGCUGCCCGCCCGGCUUCACUGGGGAUUACUGCGAGAUCGAGAUUAAUCUGUGCUACUCUAAUCCCUGCCUGAACGGAGGAGUGUGUGCACGCAGGGAGGGAGGGUACACCUGCAUCUGCAGAGAAGAUUACACAGGUGAGCGGUGUGAGUUUGACCGCCGGGCCGGACGCUGUGUGGCUGGCGUGUGUCGUAACGGAGGGACGUGUCGGGAGCUGUCUGGUGGUGGGUUCCGCUGUGAGUGCCCUGCGGGGGGCUAUGAGAGACCCUACUGCACUGUCACCACACGCUCAUUCCUCCCUAAAUCCUUUAUCAUGUUCAGGGGGCUGCGCCAGAGAUUCCACCUGUCCAUCUCUCUCUCGUUUGCCACUCUAGAGAACAGUGGGCUGCUAUUUUAUAAUGGACGGUUCAAUGAGAAACAUGACUUCCUAGCUUUGGAGAUACUAGAUGGACAAGUGGUGCUGAAGUACUCCACAGGUGAGUCCUCCACACAGGUGAGUCCAUACUUGCCCGGAGGAGUGAGUGAUGGGAACUGGCACACUGUCCACAUCCACUACUAUAACAAGCCUAAGCGGAGUGUUAGCGGGGAAGUUCAGGGUCCGUCUGAUGAGAAGAUGGCGGUGGUGAGUGUAGAUGACUGUGACACUGCCAUUGCGCUCAGGUUUGGAAUUCAGCUGGGAAACUACAGCUGUGCGGCUCAGGGCAAACAGAGCAGCAGCAAGAAAUCUUUGGAUCUAACUGGGCCGUUGUUUCUGGGUGGAGUGCCAAACGUUCCAGACAAUUUUCCGUUUGGAACGAGGGAGUUUAUUGGCUGUAUGAAGGACCUGCACAUCGACAACAGACCGGUGGACAUGGCAGGAUACGUAGCUAACAACGGCACUCUGCCAGGCUGCAGUGCUAAGCUGCCCUUCUGUAAGUCCAACCCCUGCCAAAAUGGAGGCACCUGCAGAGUCAGCUGGGAAACCUUCUCCUGUGACUGCCCUCUGGGCUUUGGUGGCAAGGACUGUAGCCACGUGAUGCCACACCCCCACCGUUUCCUCGGCAACAGUGCUCUGUGGUGGGAUCUGAAGAAUGAUGUCACCAUCAGCACGCCCUGGUAUCUGGGGCUGGUGUUCCGCACCCGGGCCAAAGAGGGCGUUCUGCUGCAGGCACAGGCUGAACAAUACACGCACUUGAUCUUUCAGUUGACGGCAGGUCAGCUUGUCUUUUCUGUGGCGCGACGGUCAGCACAGCCUGUGCGGUUGCGGCUGGACCAGGUGCAGGUGUGUGACGGCCGCUGGCAUGACCUGCAGCUGGAGCUCAGAGACAUCCGGAGUGGACGAGAGACGCGCUAUGUAGCUACUGUCAGACUGGACUUUGGACUGUACCAGGGGACAGUAAUAGUAGGCAAUGAAAUUCACGGGCUGAAGGUGAAGCAUCUUCAUGUGGGUGGCGUCUUGGGAGCCGGAGAGGUGCAGAGUGGAAUACGUGGCUGUAUACAGGGGGUGCGUUUGGGGGUGCGUCCUGAUUCCCCUGCCUUGCCCCGCCCCUCCAGAACCAUCAAAGUGGAGACUGGAUGUAAUGUUGGCAACCCAUGUAACUCCUCCCCCUGCCCCGCCCACAGCCGCUGCGCUGAUGAAUGGGAGCGGCACACCUGCAUUUGUGAGCCAGGUUUUUAUGGUAAAAGCUGUACGGAUGCGUGUCAGCUGAACCCGUGUGAGAAUGAAGCUCAGUGCCACAGAAAACCCAGCUCCUCCCAUGGCUACAUCUGUGACUGUGGAGAUAACCACUACGGACAGUACUGCCAACACAGGAGUGAACAGCAGUGUCCUCGUGGUUGGUGGGGUAAUCCUACAUGUGGACCAUGUCACUGUGAUAUCAGUAAAGGCUUUGACCCCGACUGCAACAAGACUACUGGGCAAUGCCACUGCAAGGAGUUCCAUUACCGUCGGCGGAGCAGUGACGUGUGCCUGCCGUGUGACUGCUACCCAGUGGGCUCCUUCUCGCGGUCGUGUGACCCAGAAAGCGGUCAGUGCCAGUGCAGGCCGGGCGUGAUUGGCCGACAGUGCAACAUGUGUGACAACCCAUUCGCUGAGGUCACACAGACAGGCUGUGAAGUAAUUUAUGAUGGCUGUCCCAAGACCAUCACAUUGGGGAUCUGGUGGCCCAGGACCAAGUUCAACCUGCCUGCUGUUGUACCCUGUCCUAAAGGAUCAGUAGGAGCUGCUAUUCGUCACUGUGAUGUAGACCGAGGCUGGCUGGAGCCUGAUUUGUAUAAUUGCACCUCUCCAGCUUUCGUUGAGCUGAACACAGCGCUGGAGGCUGUAGAAAGGAAUGAGACAGAGCUCAACACAAUCAUUGAGAAGAAGCUGGCUCAUCAGCUGCGUGACGUCACUGAGGCAACGCCCCGUCUCUAUGGCAACGACCUCCAGAUCGCUGAGAGACUGCUGUCCCGCCUCUUGACCUUUGAGAGCCUCCAGUCAGGUUUUGGAUUGACGGCCACACAGGAUGCACAUUUCACAGAAAACACGUUGCGGGCCUGCAGUGUGUUGUUGGGUCCGGCCAGUGCAGGGCUGUGGAGGGCUCAGAAUGCAGGCCAGAGCGGAGCGGCAGGCCUGGCGGACCUUUUAGAGCAAUAUUCCCGCACCCUUGCUCAGAACAUGAAACAAACCUACCUCAACCCUGUAGCGCUGGUGGCACCUAAUAUCGUGAUGACUGUGGACCGUGUGGAGAACCACACUCAUGUGCGGAGAAGGUUUCCUCGCUAUCACAGCACGCUGUUCCGAGGGCAGUUGCUUUGGGACAGUCACACACACGUGGUGCUGCCACCUAGUGUCCUAGUUCCACAGCGCAACAACCCUCCGCCUCCUCCUGCCCCGGUGAGUCUCCUGGCCAAUCAGACUCCAGAGGUGCCGGCAGCACGGCGGGCUGUGUGGCUGCCUGAUCCGCCCAUCACCAUUGUCAUCCUGCUCAUUUACCGCAGCCUGGGAGCCGCUCUACCUCCAAAAUACCACACCGAUCGCCGUGGGGUCAGGCUGCCGCGUCACCCCGUGCUGAACUCUCCUGUGGUGAGUGUGUCUGUAUAUAAUAAUCAGUCGUUUGUGGAGGGCUUCCUGGACUCACCCAUCCUGCUGGAGUUCCGCCUGCUGGAGACCAGCAACCGCAGCAAGCCUCUGUGCGUGCAGUGGAACCACACCAGCACUGUGUCUGUAGGAGGGUGCUGGACAGUGAGAGACUGCAGUGUCGUUUACAGGAACACGUCACAUGUGCGCUGUCAAUGCCAUAAACUUGGCACUUUUGGGGUUCUGAUGGACAGCUCACAAAGAGAGCAAUUAGAGGGUGACCUGGAGACCCUCGCCAUAGUAACCUACACUUCACUGUCGGUUUCCAUGGUGGCAUUGUUGCUAACGGUUACGGUGCUCUCCUGUCUGAGAGGACUGAAGUCAAACACGCGCAGCAUUCAUUCCAACAUGGCUGCUGCCACACUCCUCUCUCAGUUCACCUACCUGCUGGGCAUCAACCAGACUGAACAACAGUUUCUGUGCACAGUGGUGGCAAUCCUGCUGCAUUAUUUCUUCAUGUCAGCGUUUGCCUGGCUGUUCGUGGAGGCGCUGCACAUCUACCGCAUGCAGACUGAAGCACGAAACAUCAACUAUGGAGCCAUGAGGUUCUACUAUGCCAUCGGAUGGGGAGUGCCCGCCAUUAUUACAGGGCUGGCUGUGGGUCUGGACCCAGAGGGUUAUGGAAACCCUGAUUUCUGCUGGAUCUCUCUUUAUGAUAAACUCAUCUGGAGCUUCGCUGGACCUAUUGUCAUCGUCAUACUGAUGAAUGGGGGGAUGUUCAUGAUGGUACUGCGUAUGACCUGUAAUCUGUCUCAAAAGGAGACAAAGAAGCUGCCUGUAAUUGCUACUAUCCGCAGUGCCUUUCUUCUGCUGCUCUUGAGUGCAUGUGUCUGGUUCUUUGGGCUAAUGGCCGUCAAUAACAGCAUCUUGGCCUUCCACUACCUCUUUAUCGUCCUCUGCUGUAUACAGGGUUUGGCAGUGUUCUUGGUGUUCACUCUGUUGAACUCAGAAGUGCAGGAAGCCUGGAAAGCAGCCUGCACUGGGAAGAAGAGUCCCAGUGAAGAACCUGCCAGACCACCCCAGAUUACUGGCCAGAAUCCGUACAACAGUGCCUCCCUGCUGGAGCAGAGUGGAUUACACCGCAUCACACUGGGAACAUCCACCAUAUCAUCAGUCAGCAGUGCUCGGGAAAAUCUUCUAGCACGUCAGACUGCUGAGCAUACUUUGGGUCACACUGGCGCCACUGAUCUGGACGUGGCCAUGUUCCACCGCAACGGAGGUGAGGAUUCAGACUCUGACUCUGAUCUUUCUUUGGAAGAGGAGAGAAGUCUGUCUAUCCCCUCCUCUGAGAGUGAGGACAAUGUGCGUCUCCGGGGGCGCAUCCAGCGACGCUUCAAACGGACCAAUCACAGUGAGCGACUGCUCACGGAGCCCACCCACAACGGCACCAAAGAUCUGGAUGGGAAUGAUCUCCUCUCCUAUUGGCCAGCCUUGGAGGAGUGCGAGGUGCACUCUCUGCAAAAAUGGGGGUCAGAGCGCCGCCUAGGGGCUGAUUACAGCAAGGAUGCAGCAAACAACAACCAGACAGAUGCUGCGCUGACCAGUGGGGAUGAGAACGGACUGACACACACACACAGACAUCGCAAAGGGAUCCUCAAGAAUCGUCUCGGCUGCCCACCAGCUCUGCAGGGUUUGUCAUCGGUGGGCCGAGUUCCAAGCGAACUGUCCUGGUACCGCACAUCCACUCUGGGCCACCGGGGCGUUCCAGCAGCCUCUUAUGGCCGCAUGUACUCAGGCACGGGCUCGCUGUCCCAGCCGGCCUCGCGCUACUCCUCCAGGGAGCACCUGGACUCGUUGGCACGGAGGCAACGUUCGCGUGACAACCUCGACCUGCUGCCACGGCGACGUGAACUUGGCGCUGAGCACCUGGGUGGGUCCAGAGAGCGGCUAGGCCCCGCCCACAGCAUCCAUGCCUCUAGGGAGGAUCUAGCCGCAGGAAUGGGUGUGUCCGGGCUAGUGGGAGCCGAGGGUUCGUUAAGUGGGUCCAGGGUUCAGCUCAGCACCCUGACGAGGCGGCAGGCAUCGCGGGAACACCUCGGUGGAGCGCUGAUGAGCAGCAGGUCGCGGGAGCAGCUGGAGACUAACGGAGGUACCGCGUCGGCGCAGCCCUGCCGCGAGUGGCUCCGAACUCUGCCCCCACGACAGCUUUCACACCCCGAGCCACACCCCACAUCCUCUCCCCCUCCACCAAUAACAGAAGAGCCCCAAGAAGCCACGCCCCCAAGGCGCGGACGUCUAGACUCCGCUCCUCCAUGUAGGUACCCCACAACAGCCCCUGCAACAGCCCCUGGAGCGCCGCCCAGUCGACCUCCUUCCAGUGAACACCUGGACAUUCUUUCCUCUAUCCUAGCUUCCUUCAGCUCCUCUGUACUAACCCCGCCCCCUAACCCUGCCUCUGCAGCUGCUGGCCCCUCCCCUUCCCCACCUCCUCACUCCGCAACCUCUCAGAGCGUCUCUGAAGUGUCACCAGACUCUGAAGCCCACAGAAGUGACGGACAGUCCUGAUGACAUCCCCUCAGUCCCAUGAAGCAGUUCUGCUCAUGGGCACAGAGGAACAGCAGGAGACAAAGCAGAGCGAUGAAGCCUUCAGAUGCAUCUUGGGAUACUGGAGGACCUGAGAGUUUGACUAAUUGAGGAGACGGUGAGGUGGAAUCUCUGAUCACGUGGUUUCCAGUCCAGUUUUACGACAGCCUACCUAGACCAAGGAGAGCAUAAGGGGAAAAAAGGUGAUUUCCACCAGUAGUAUUGAAUUCAAACUCUACAGCGGAGACACUGGAGAACUGACACUGGGAGAGCUGGUCAGAGGAGGAAAGAAAACAUAGCCUGUACAUAACCUUUUUAUACAUUUUGUAUUUUUUUCAUUGGAGAUGAACACAAAAAAAAAAUCUCAAGUGAUGUUUUUAAAGAUUGUGUCCGGCAUAUGGGGUUGUUGAGUGAGUGGAUAUGUGUUUCAAUUGAGAAGAAUCCUAAGGCAUUCCCAAACCCUUUCCGAACCAUUCCCAAACCCUUUCCGAACCAUUCCCAAACCUAUUCCAAACUGAUUCUCAUUCUACAUGUUUCUUUUUUACUUAAAUCCCUCCCACUGACAGACUGAUGAACCAGGAGACUGUAUUGGGAUCAGAGGCUUGGAUUGGUUAAUUGAGGGCGUCGACAUCCCUGAUGUGUGGCUGGUGGGAAACGCCAGCAUUAGUGAUUGUAAAUGUAAAGUUUUUAAACUAAGAGAUGUGAUUUGACCGACAUGAUUGUCAAUCAAGGGAUUGUAAGGCAGCUGGUUUGACUGGGAGAUGAAGAUAGAGGCUUUCCUUUUAACUCAAUGCCCAUACAUACUCCAAAGUGUGGUUGUUGUAAAACACUGCCCAUCCUUUAGGACUCUAGAGGCUCGUUGUUUGCUUCCUUGUUUUUCAGUUCAGCCAAUUCAGAGGAUUGAAAAUGAAUGUUCAGUAAUUAAAUUCAGACAAGUAUUAAACUGAAAUAGGGAUCACCGGUAUAUCGGAAUACCCUAAGAUAAAUGAAAUAGCAUAAAACAAUUAUUGUAAACUAACCAAAAACAUUCUUUUACUUCUACAUCAGUGGAGAACCAUGCCUAUUAGAACUAAGCCUUAAGUUUGGGGAAAAAACAACUCUACAAAAAUGCUAAUUUUUGCUAGAACCCUUAGUAGUAUUUUAGUAGUAUGAUAGCAGUUACAUACUGCUUGACAUACUGCUCUGGCAAAAUAUUCCAGUUUGCAGCCAGAGCUGUCUCUGUGAUAUACUGCAUCCCAAAAGGCAACAUGGCCGUUUCAGGAGGACAUAACAGACAUAGCUGCCUGGAUAUUUUUAAUAGCCCUGUAUUCAGCCUUUCUAUACAUUAAUAACAGUACAGUGAAAGAAACUUGUCCAAAUGCUGCUGCACAUAAACAGUUUUCUCUGCUGGUCUUGUGGUGGGUUUGCUUACUUCAUCUCUUUAAUGCAGUUGCAUUACUUACAUAACAUGGUUAAAACAGUAAUUUACUAACUAUACUUGGUCUUGGCCAAACAAUCCGCUCAGUAUCUGCUUUUCAGGCACAUGUAUGGAGUCACACUGCAUAUUAUUCAGUCAAACUAGCUCAUAUUAGUAACUACAAGCGUAAUGAAAAUGAAAUGACUCGCCAACGGGGGAAAACAGUGGGGUUUGUAAACCACACAGAUUUACCACAGAGAUGAAGCCAAAGCUGACAUUUUUAAAGUUUAUUUUUGGCUUUGCAGAUAAGUAAAAACAUCAUCCCAUCCUCUAUCAUGGUAUGGGGUGUAUUUUAAAAGUCGCAUAUCUUGACUAAAAUAUAACCGGACGCACUGAAAAGCAGCUAGCAAUGGUUGCUAAACAGUUAUUGGAGGGCUGGUCAGGUUUUGAGAUGGUUCUGAUUGGCUCAGUCCUGGAUGUUGGCAGGCUAGUCGUGGCCCUGUCCUGUACUACAUGGCUUUAGUUGUAUACUGGAUACUAUGAAGUAUCCUACUGCCGAAGAGCAAUAUGCAGUAUACAGUACACAGUGUGCUAUUUCGAACACUGUUCCUAUUUACAGUGACGUAUCUAGGACUUCCUGAAGGCCUAGAGCAGGGUGUUCAAUCUUGUCCACAAAAGGCCGGCGUGGUUGCAGGUUUUCAUUCCAACAACACUGGAGCACACAUGAUCAUUUGUUAAAAACUGAGACUAAGCAAUUAAACAAGUAGAAUCUGGUGUGCUCCAGCUUAUUUGGAGUGAAAACCUGCAACCACACCGGACCUUUGUGGAUA
This is a messenger RNA of Colossoma macropomum (tambaqui), 11533 nucleotides long. It is a transcript of the gene celsr3, whose product is annotated as cadherin, EGF LAG seven-pass G-type receptor 3. Gene Ontology annotation, cellular component: plasma membrane. The record is from RefSeq and is a predicted model, not a curated record. Gene Ontology annotation, molecular function: calcium ion binding; G protein-coupled receptor activity. Gene Ontology annotation, biological process: cell surface receptor signaling pathway; homophilic cell-cell adhesion; G protein-coupled receptor signaling pathway. NCBI's taxonomy places the organism in Eukaryota, Metazoa, Chordata, Actinopteri, Characiformes, Serrasalmidae.